AUGUCUGGAAAGAAGACGAUGAUCUGGAAUGGCGACGCCGACGCCAAACUCCUCCUUACCAUUCUCAAGGUCUCCGAUGUGAAGCCCGACUUCGAAGCCGUCGCUCAACAGGCAAUCACCUGCACUCCCCGCGCUGUCCAGGAGCACUUGAAGAAGCUGCGCAAGAUCGCUCGGGCCGACGCUGAUCCCACCGCUCCCGGCAAAGCCACAACUACCACUCCCGUCAAAGCUUCGCGCAAGGCAGCUGCUCUUCCUGCUGGAGUAAAGAAGACCCGCAAGCCUGCUGCUCUUCCUGCUGGAGUAAAGAAGACCCGCAAGCCUGCUGCUGGGGCCAAAGGGAAGAAGGGUAAAGCUGCUGCCAACGUCGAUGAUGCUAAGAACGUGCCUGUCGAGAUGGAAACCGGUAGCGAUGAUGACAACGAUACACGCACCUCCAAGAAGCGCAAGUACGAGGAUGCUGUCACAGAUCCCAGUGAUGUCGGCGAGGGGUCUGUUAUUGGAUCUGAGCUUGCGGAUCUGGCUCAGGCGGGGCUCGACGCGGAGAUCACCGCCUGA
Letharia columbiana is the source of this 555-nucleotide messenger RNA. RefSeq lists its product as uncharacterized. The transcript has 4 exons. The coding region runs from base 1 to 555 and encodes 184 amino acids. The record is from RefSeq and is a predicted model, not a curated record. Lineage: Eukaryota; Fungi; Ascomycota; Lecanoromycetes; Lecanorales; Parmeliaceae.